This is a messenger RNA of Dentiscutata erythropus, 442 nucleotides long. Lineage: Eukaryota; Fungi; Glomeromycota; Glomeromycetes; Diversisporales; Gigasporaceae. The record is from the annotation of a GenBank genome assembly.
AUGGUUCAGUUUUUGCUUGAGUGUAGUGAGUCACAAGAAAUUAUAGAAUCUGUAUUACAAAAUGCAAAUAACGUUUAUCUAGUGCAAUAUGGCUCUAUUUAUAAUAUAUAUUAUUUUAAAUCAUAUCACAAAAAAGAAAAACUAUCUUAUCAAAAAUUAUCAGAGCGUUGCAAAUCUAUUGGACAUAGUGUAAAUGAAAUAUGGGCAAGUAGAAAGUGUUGGGAAAAAAUUAUCCCUGAAGUUUUUGAUUUUGUUGCUAUGAUGCAGAAGUAUGCAGAACAUUUACAAAAAUCUUUACAACUUACAAAUAAUGCACAUAAUUCUACUAAAUUAGUUCGUAUAUCUAGUAAAAAUUGUAGUUUUACAAUUAUUUUGGGUAGUUCAGAAAUUAAUUCUAAUUAUAUAGAAUUGAAAGAAAGAUUUAUUGAAAAAGAGCUUUAUA